UAGGAACCAGAGGUUCAGUCAACUCAGAGGACUCUGCCUACCAUUUACUAGAGUUCACUGAUGACCAGGUCUCAGAGUGAUACUGAGUUCAACUUUCAGAGGCAAAGGAUACUGCUGAAUCCAUGGACAAAGAUGUUGUCCUUAGGAGACGUGGCUACAUUCUGGGAAUAAGUUUGAGAGAAGGCUCAUAUGCCAAAGUCAAAUCUGCUUACUCUGAGCGCCUAAAGAUCAAUGUGGCUAUCAAGAUUAUUGACCGCAAAAGAGCACCCGCUGACUUUCUAGAGAAAUUCCUUCCCCGAGAACUUCGAGUUCUAACUAUUCUAAACCAUAGCUGCAUCAUCAAGACCUAUGAAAUUUUUGAGACAGUGCAGGGCAAGAUCUAUAUCAUCAUGGAGCUUGGAUCCCAGGGUGAUCUCCUCGAUUUCAUCAAAGUCCAGGGAGCCCUGCAAGAGGAUGAUGCUCGAAAGAAGUUCCACCAGCUCUCCUUAGCCAUCAAGUACUGCCAUGAUCUGGACAUUGUCCACCGGGACCUCAAGUGUGAGAACCUCCUCCUUGACAAUGACUUUAACAUCAAGGUGUCAGACUUCGGCUUCUCCAAGUGCUGCUCACGGGAUCAGAGCGGUCAACUGACAUUAAGUAGGACCUUCUGUGGGUCAGCUGCCUAUGCCGCCCCUGAGGUGCUACAGGGCAUCCCCUACCAACCCAAGGUGUAUGACAUCUGGAGUCUAGGUGUGAUCCUCUAUAUCAUGGUCUGUGGCACCAUGCCCUAUGACGACUCCAACAUUAAGAGAAUGCUGCGUCUCCAGAAGGAGCACCGUGUUAACUUUCCACGUUAUAAGCCCCUGACCAGGGAGUGCAAGGACCUCAUCUACCGCAUGCUCCAACCAGAUGUGAACCAGCGGUUGCACAUUGACCAGAUUCUUAGCCACUGCUGGCUGCAGCCCAAGACACAGGGCCUGUCCUCUGCAGUCACUGAUGAGGUUGAAAGCUCCUGGAGAGCUGAGGCUUCCUGCACUCCUAAACCUUGUUCUGACAGGAAAUCUACUGCCAAGCUGGAGCUUCAGAAAGAGGCACCCCCCAAAGAACAGCCUGAGACAAACUUAGAUGAGCACACUGUGCAAGUGGCCAUGCAGUUGGAGGCCCUGGGCAUCAGCAACCAGAAGGUGGCCAAGAAACCAGAGAGGACUCCCUGCUCCAAGCAGUCUCCAGAGAAGCAGACCUAGGGAGCCUUUUGGGCAUGGCCCAGGAACAGCUGAUAGGCUGAAUCUGGAGGCAAUGGAUGAGUC
This is a messenger RNA of Octodon degus (degu), 1286 nucleotides long. Its product is annotated as testis-specific serine/threonine-protein kinase 1-like. The record is from RefSeq and is a predicted model, not a curated record. The transcript has a single exon. The coding region runs from base 123 to 1223 and encodes 366 amino acids. Lineage: Eukaryota; Metazoa; Chordata; Mammalia; Rodentia; Octodontidae. Gene Ontology annotation, cellular component: cytoplasm. Gene Ontology annotation, molecular function: ATP binding; tau-protein kinase activity; protein serine/threonine kinase activity. Gene Ontology annotation, biological process: protein phosphorylation; microtubule cytoskeleton organization; intracellular signal transduction.